GGUAAUGGCUAACAUUAACAAGAAGUAGAUGAGUGGAUUUCUCACAUAACUUUCAUCAAACACCUAGCGCUCGCUAACCCAACGUGUCAAUCCACCAACUAACCACGUGUUCUUCAACUCUUUCGUAAACCCAAAACAGAAAACACCAUCACUAUAUUCUACAUCUUCUUCUUCAACGCAACAUUACGGAGUAUUACUUUUCUCAAAAUCCCAAAAACGCGAAAACCUUACAGCCAUGAAUCGUGCAUUAUCAUCAUUCUCCAAACACUUUACCAGAACAAUUCACCAAACCAAACUCCAAACCUCCGGUCCAGUCGCUUCCCUCAUAAAAUCCCGCUCCGUCAUUCGAUUCCGAGGACCCGACACCGUUAAAUUCCUUCAAGGCCUCUUAACCAAUGAUAUACGCAAAUUCAGUGAUUCUCUCGGCGAUAAAACCGCCAAUUUUCCUACACCUAAUGUUCCCGCCACUUCGGUUCCACCUAUUUAUGCGGCGUUGUUGACACCUCAAGGUAGAUUUCUCUAUGACCUCUUUCUCUAUAAACCGCCGAGUAAAGAUACUAAGCUUGAUAGCACUGGAACUGGACCUGCUUCGGAACCGAAUGAGCCGUUUGAAUUGUUUGCUGAUGUUGAUGCUUCUGUUUUGGAUGAGUUGUUGGCAACUUUCACCAAAUACCGGCUGAGGUCGAAGGUUGAGAUUGAUAAUGUUGCUAGUGAAUUCUCGUGUUGGCAGCGUUAUGGUUCUGGGCUUUCUGAGAAUUCCUCAGAUGUAGAAGAACCGGAAGCAGCCUCAGUUGGGUGGGGAGCUGGUGAGGAUGGUGCUGCAAUGUCAUCUUCUCAUGGUGGUAAUCUUGGCUGGCAAUGGUUUAAGGAUCCCAGAUUGGCCUGUCUUGGCUUCAGAGGGAUCUUCCCAUCAAAUAUCAUUCCACCUCUAAUUGAGGCUGACAAAGAGACUGAUGAACAGAAUUACCUCAUGUGGAGAAUAGAGAAUGGAGUAGCAGAAGGAUCAACCGAGAUUCCAAAAGGUGAAGCAAUGCCACUUGAGUAUAAUUUUGUAGGCCUUAAUGCAAUCAGCUUUGACAAAGGUUGCUAUGUGGGACAAGAACUCAUAGCUCGUACACACCACCGAGGGGUGAUUCGAAAGCGUAUAGUUCCUCUAAGGUUUCAAGAUAAUGAGGGGAAAGAAAUCAUAAGCAAGGUCAGUCCUGGCUCAGAAGUAAUAAACACAUCAUCUGGGAAAAAAGUUGGUUUAGUGACUACUGCCCUAGGAUGUCGUGGGAUGGGACUAUUGCGGCUGGAGGAAGCUCUAAAGGGAUCCACUUCCUUGUCUAUUCAAGGACAAGAGGAUGUUAAGGUUGUCGCUAGUAAACCAGAUUGGUGGCCUUCUGAUUGGCUUCAAGAUCUUCAACAGCACACCGCGUUUGCAUAGGAUGCUCGAUGUCAUUCAAAAGACAAGUAUCUUUGAACAAUUUGGUAGAUGAGGAAACUAUGACAGCAACAGUUGUGGAUUUUCUUGCUGAGUGAGCUAUGGAAAUGGCAGUUUACCGUAUUCCCUCCUUAGAAACCUUAAUGCAGAACAAAUUUUAUUUUGAUUAGAAAGAGUCGUAUAACUUUGUAUAAAACCCUCGGAGUAGUAUAUGUAUUAUUUUACUUGAUGAGUAUUUAUUUUAUUUUUUGUGAAGGAUACUUGAUGAGUAUUAUAAGCAGGAAAAAUAGUAUUAGUGUAAACUUACUUAA
This is a messenger RNA of Medicago truncatula (barrel medic), 1734 nucleotides long. RefSeq names its product putative transferase At4g12130, mitochondrial. Gene Ontology annotation, biological process: iron-sulfur cluster assembly. The coding region runs from base 236 to 1426 and encodes 396 amino acids. The transcript has 5 exons. Gene Ontology annotation, molecular function: protein binding. Gene Ontology annotation, cellular component: mitochondrial matrix. NCBI's taxonomy places the organism in Eukaryota, Viridiplantae, Streptophyta, Magnoliopsida, Fabales, Fabaceae. The record is from RefSeq and is a predicted model, not a curated record.